This is a messenger RNA of Acanthochromis polyacanthus (spiny chromis), 9393 nucleotides long. RefSeq names its product sortilin related VPS10 domain containing receptor 3a (gene sorcs3a). The record is from RefSeq and is a predicted model, not a curated record. Gene Ontology annotation, cellular component: membrane. Bases 386 to 4072 code for a protein of 1228 amino acids. NCBI's taxonomy places the organism in Eukaryota, Metazoa, Chordata, Actinopteri, Pomacentridae. The transcript is spliced from 27 exons. Gene Ontology annotation, molecular function: protein binding.
GUACUUCAAAGAGCAGGAGGAGACUCAGCACCGCGGACAGCGCCUCUCUCUCCCCGCUCUCUCCCGGUGUCUCUCCGCCUCUCUCUCUCUCAGUCUCCCCCCCUCUCUCCCUCUCUCUCCCACUGUCUCUUCCGGACGCACACUCGGCAGCUGGCUGCGUUACAGCUCCUCCCUCCUGUGUGGUGGCUUUUCCCGACCAAAGAUCCUUGGACGUGAACAGUUUCGCUGAAGAGCACUUUUUCUUUCCUCCUCCCCCAAAAAACACGCAGACGGACAAUCGAGGCGGCAGUUUGCUCCACAUCGACCUGAGAGACGGGAGUAAAGGUGUAGGAUAAGGUCUCCAGCCGUCCUUCACCCCCUCCACCUCCCCAAAUCUCUGUCAGCGAUGGAGACUUGGGCUGGCUUCUGCCCAGCCUUGCACUUGUCCCUGGGUAUCUGGCUGAUGGUGGCCGCUCACACCCUACAACAUGCCAAGGCGGAGAUAACUUGCGCAUCUUGCCCUUCGCCGGUUCAACUUCACCUGGAGGAAUUACAGCUGGGCAUACCUGCCGACCCGACACAGGAGCCGGCCAGCCUCAGAAACAUCCGAGUAGAGUUUCGCGAACUCGGGGUUACCGAGCUGAAUACCGGAAUAGACGGAGAGCAGUCCCCCGAAGAGGUCAGUUUGGAUGGAGUUAGAGCGCAGGGAGGUACACCCGGAUCCGCUGGGCAGAGUCAGCACGGUGGAGGCGGCCAGCCGGAGACCGCUGAGGACGCUGCGCUCCGGAGAGCCAAGAGGAGCGGCGGUCCUGAGUUUGCCGAGUUGAGCGAGAGCGGGUGGAGUGGGCGGGCUGGUGUGGACGCUGGCGCUCCGGAAGAUCGGAGCUCUAUGUUGGACGGACACCGGCAGGGCAGGUCCGAGUUCAGGUGGAGCAGGGACGAAGGGAGAGGGAAUAACCGGCAAGACGAGCCGAAGCUCACCAGUAGCACUUUCUCUCUGACUGGGGACUCUGCGCACAACCACGCGGUGGUCUACUGGUCCGGACAGAACAGCAGCGUGAUUCUGAUUCUAACGAAGCUGUACGACUUCCACAUCGGCAGCGUUACCGAGAGCACGCUGUGGAGAUCUACUGACUACGGCUCCACAUAUGAGAGAAUGAAUGACAAAGUCGGAUCCAAGACUGUUCUGAGUUACCUCUAUGUCUGCCCAACUAACAAGAGGAAGAUUAUGGUGCUGACGGACCCGGAGUUUGAGAGCAGCGUUCUGAUCAGCACUGAUGAAGGAGCCAGUUUCCAGAAGUACCGCCUCGCCUUCUUCGUCCUGAGCCUUUUGUUCCACCCCACUGAGGAGGACUGGGCUUUAGCUUACAGCCACGACCAGAAGCUCUACAGCUCCGUGGACUUUGGCAGGAAAUGGCAGCUCAUCCACGAACGCGUCACGCCGAACAGAUUCUACUGGUCUGUCGCUGGCCUUGACAAGGAGCCGGAUCUGGUCCACAUGGAGGCUCAUACGCCGGAUGGAAAUGUGCAGUAUGUCACGUGCAGAGCUCAGAUGUGCACAGAAGCUAACAGGAACUACCCUUUCCACGGAUACGUUGACAUCAGCUCUUUGGUGGUGCAGGACGACUACAUAUUCAUACAGGUUCCCACAUCAGGACGAGCCACCUACUAUGUGUCCUACAAGAGAGACUCGUUCAUACAAAUCAAACUGCCAAAGUAUUCACUGCCGAAGGAUUUACACAUCGUCAGCACUGACGAGAAGCAGGUAUUUGCAGCGGUGCAGGAGUGGAACCAGAAUGACACCUAUAACCUCUACCUGUCCGACACCCGAGGGAUCUACUUCACCUUGGCAAUGGAGAAUGUCAAGACCACCAGGGGCAUCGGAGGGAACCAGAUGCUGGACCUGUACGAGGUGGCAGGAAUUAAAGGCAUGCUAAUCGCUAACAAGAGGCAAGACAAUCAGGUGAAGACGUACAUCACCUACAACAAAGGCCGAGACUGGAGGCUCCUUCAGGCUCCUGCUGCCGACCUGGAUGGGAAUGACAUCCACUGCAUACUGCCUUUCUGUUCCCUCCAUCUCCAACUGCAAAUGUCUGAGAACCCCUAUUUGUCAGGAACGAUCUCCACAAAGAGCUCUGCACCGGGGAUCAUAGUGGCCACAGGAAAUAUCGGAGCGGAGCUGUCCUACAACAACGUGGGCAUGUUCAUAUCGUCUGAUGCCGGCAAUAGCUGGAGACCGAUAUUUGAAGAGGAGCACAAUGUUUGGUUUCUGGAUAAAGGAGGAGCUCUGGUGGCCGUGAAGCAGCCGUCAGUGCCAACCAGACACUUGUGGGUCAGCUUUGACGAAGGAAGGCAGUGGACCCAACACAGCUUCUCCUCAGUGCCGCUGUUCGUGGACGGAGUCUUGGUGGAGGCCGGAGCCGAGAACCAAAUCAUGACCUUCUUCGGCCACUUCAGCCACCGCUCCGAGUGGCAGCUCAUCAAGAUCGACUACAAGUCCAUCUUCAGCAGGAAGUGCACGGAGGAGGACUACCAAACGUGGCACCUGCACAACCAGGGCGAGCCAUGUGUGAUGGGACAGAAACAGAUUUACAUGAAGCGCCGGCCUGGAAACUACUGCAUGCUGGGAAGAGACUACUCCAGAAUCCUCUCAGCCGAGUCCUGCAUUUGCCGAGCUCAUGAUUUUGAAUGUGAUUAUGGAUAUGAGCGCCGAGGUGACGGGAACUGCAGACCGGCUUUCUGGUUCAAUCCGUCCACUGUGUCUCGAAGCUGCAGCCAGGGUCAGAACUACCUCAACAGCACCGGGUACCGUAAAGUGGUGUUGAACAACUGCACUAAAGGAGUUAAAGAAAUGUACACGGCCAGGAAGCAGCAGUGCCCCAACAGACCUCCUAAAGGACUCCUGCUGACCACCAAAGACGGCAAACUCACCGCCAACCUCGGCAGCAAUGUCACCUUCCUGGUCCAUCUGGAUGAGGGUGACUCACUGCGGACGAACAUCCAGCUGGAUUUUGGUGACGGAACCGCCGUGUCCUACUCCAAUCUGAGCUGGACCGAGGAGGGCAUCAAGCACGUCUACAAGUCGGCUGGAAUAUUCCGGGUCACGGCUCUUGCAGAGAACACGUUGGGUUACGACAGCACGACACUCUUCCUGCAUGUCACAUGUCCAGUGGAGCACGUCCAGCUCCUCGCUCCCUUCGUGGUCAUCAGGAACAAGGAAGUGAACAUCACAGCAGUGGUCUUACCCAGCCACUCUCGCACCGUCACUUACUUCUGGUGGCUUGGCAACAACACAGAGCCGGUCAUUACAUUGGAUGGGAGCAUCUCGUACACCUUCACCAGUGAGGGAAUGCACACCAUCACAGUCCAGGUUGCUGCAGCCAACAGCAUCCUGCAGGAUACCAAGACUAUAGCAGUCAGAGAAUUCUUCAAAUCUCUACUUUUAUCUUUCUCCCCUAAUCUGGACGAGUUCAACCCUGACAUACACGAGUGGAGGCAGGAUGUGGGGAGAGUAAUUAAGAAGGCUCUGCUCCAAGUGUCAGACUUCCCGGAGGAGCAGCUAUUGGUCGCUGUGUUCCCAGGAGUUCCAACAGCUGCCGAACUCUUCCUGCUACCUCACAAGAACCAGUCUGAGACCAAGAAAAAGAGCGAGGAGGAGCUGGAGCGGGCAUCCGACAUAAUCGUCAGUGCGUUGAACCAAAACCUGGUGGAGUUUGAGCUGAAGCCUGGCGUCAGGGUGAUCGUGUACAACACACAGUUAACACUGGCUCCGUUGGUGGACUCGAGCCCUCGACACAGCAGCUCGGCGAUACUGAUGCUCCUCUCGGUGGUGUUUCUGGGCCUCGCCGUGUUCCUCAUCUACAAAUUCAAGAGAAAAAUACCUUGGAUCAACAUCUACGCCGAGGUGAACCAGGAGAAGGAGCAGGAGAUGAUCGGCUCGGUGGGCCAAGGCGACAGCACGCCGAAAAUCACGCUGAGUGAGUUCUCCACAUCCAAAGAACUCAUGGAGAAGGAGCUGGACGCUCGGGUCAAAAGGGGAGUCGGAAAUGCCUGCGAGAGCACAAGGGAGAUUCCAAACUGUACCAGUGUGUGAAGCCGGAGAGUGUCGGUUCGAGUACAGAGCAAAGUUAUCACAGUGUCGGGGGUUUCUCUUUUUCUGUUUUGUAAUUCUCAACACUACUGAUGUUAAUAGUUUUCUAAGGGACCUCAUUUAUACAGACUUGCAUGGAUGUCUCGUUCAGCAAACAUCCAUGCAGCUAAUUACUCAAUGAGAUCACUGUAAUUACUGACAAAACUUACUGGGUUUUGUGGAUGUAUAAGCUACAUACUGACAUUCAUUUGCAGAGUGAAAUAUCUUUCGUGGAAACCUAUGAUGAAGAGUUCUGUAAAUUUCCUUAAGGAGUUUUGCUUUGAGAAUCAUUUCAGCCUAUAUAUAGACUAUAACGUCUUCAGUCAAACAGGGAAUAUUAUUGAAAUGUACAAUAUUAUCAUCUGUUCUGUUAAAUGUAUAUAUUAUUAGUUUCUACAUGCUUGUAGUCUGAGUACCAUGGCGACGACAGAAGAUCUGACAAUGGUCUGUUUUUCAAAGUGUGUUAAAACAUUACUUAAAGAACUUUGUUUUGCUAAGGUCCUUGACUUGUGCAUGUUCUUACUGAGGACACGAUUUCUGUGUUGUAGAUAAGCAAGUGUUGUAAAUAGUUAUUUUCUAAUCAUUCGUCCAAAAGAGCCCAGUUGAUUCCUGCUACAUUCUGUUUCAUUCAUCGUAUCUCGUAGGAAGGACUCACCUGUCAGCGCAGGUAGAUUUGUUGUCGGCGGAUUUGACUUCCCUCCAUUGCCCUGCAAAAGGAGGGAAAACGUGUUUAAUAUGUUUAUAUUUUCAUUAAACAUAUAUGGUAAAUAAUCAGACAUUUUUAACCACGUUCGGAAGCUGCCAUCACAGCAUUACAUUCUGCCUUUAAUGAUUCUGACUUAAGCUCAGAACAAAAGCUGAAUCGGUCUGAAAAAGUUCUUCUAUCGUGGCGACCAGUGAUCAAAUUCACUUAAUGCUCUACAUCCUGGUGACGUUCAUUCAUAAGUAUAAAACGUGAGUUCGUAUUACUUUUUGCAUAAAUCCUCUAAAACACCUGCAGGCUUGUGGUUGGGUUCAGCUGCUUCUGUUUUGAACACCCUAGAAAAUUUAAAAAAUUAAUCUCAAAUUGACCUAAACCUUCAACUUUAAGUCGGUCCGUGAUUUUGGUGCAUCACUGAAAUAUUUUAACAACUUCACAAAUUCAUGGCGUCUCCUCGGGGUCUUCAAUAAAAAUGUCUCUAUAACAACCGGAUGGACUGACUCAACCCAGUUCAGCUGUGCUUUAGUGUAUUUGCUGAAUUAAAGGCUGGUGUCCUCGUAAACACAAAUCAAAACAAGGCUUUUUAAACUACAAACAUAUUCAACAAAGUCAGGCUUGGUUUGUGUUAGAUGGCUCAACAAAGCCUAAAACCCCAAUCUGAGAUAACUGGUACAACAUUUUAUUUUUUUUUUUAACUUGGCUGCAUUUGAAUUCACAUACUUUUUACAUUUUCAGUGCAUGAAGCUGCCUUCAUACAGUACUUACUGUUUCAUGCAGUUUUUCGUACAAUUAAGACAGACCACUUCCUUGUAAUAACGCGCCUUUGACCACCACAGUCUGAGAUGCAAAAUGGCAGCUCAGGCGUGUUUAUCCUUAUGUGCAACACCUCGGUGUGUGUAACCUAACCGCAGAGGAUUGAGGCUCAGAAUGGCCAGAAAAGCAUGCUGACUUGCACACUUAAAAGUCUGAUAUUUUGGCAUGCAUCUGACACUGUAUUGACACAUACUGACACAUCUAUAUAGUAUGGAUAUUAGAAUGCAGCCUAAGUUUUAUUCUUCAGGCUCAGUGCACUCUGGCAUGAAAGCUGAUGUUUGACUCGUCAUGAGACUCUUCUUAAGCGCGAAAUGGAACAAUCCUGUUCCGCCUACUUCAGUUAAGAGCAACAGACAGAGUGGAGAGCUGUGAAGAGUGUAGAAGUGUAUUAUAGCAAAAGCAAAACCUACUGAAAAUGGUUCAAGAGAGGAAUGCUGUUAGAAAAAUAUUAGUCAUGUGUCAUUCUGCUUAUUUCUAAUGCCACAGAUGCACAUUGGGGCUCUGAAACUUUAAACUUUCAUACAUUGAAAGACACAUUUAAGUCACAUUAAUGUUACUGAUUGAAUAUCGUCUGUGAUAAAGACCAAUAGAAUAAUCCGUUUUCUAAUUUGUGUUCUAUCAGCUGCAGUACCAGCAGUGUAAACAGACUGAGCAGCACAUUGGAACCAAAUGUUAAAGCAUAUUUAUCACCACCUGAGUAUGUGUAGGUUUCUGUAGCAACUCGGCAGAUACAGUUUGUCUACUGUAACUUUAACAGACUCUAAUGUACUCACAGGUGCCAAAAGUGUGGCACUAACCUUAACUGGGCAUUUACUUGACUGAAAGUUUGUUGGUGAGGAAAAAGAAUUGGAGUUAAACAAGCAAGAGUUCCAACUUUUGCCUCCACCUUCUGGCAGUGACAGUAAUUACACACUGCUACUGCUUUCUGUUUCAGACUGUAAGAAGUUUCUUUGUUAUCUGAAGUAGCAGAAAUUCUUCUCAGUACUUCUGUAGCAAUGUUGCCAAAAAAUUUUUUUUUUAAAAACUACUAAAUACAAAGUUUACUCACAGCUGAUUAUAUGUAAAAAUCCUGCACUCCGGCUAUCAAACCCAACUCUGAGCCUACAGAAAGCAGGUAUUUUAGAGGAUUAGCACUGCUUAUGAUACAUUAAACUGACGCAGAAUAUCAAAAAAAAAAUCAACAAAUGCAGUGUUUCUUGGUGCUUUGGUGCUCACUCUGCUCCUUCUACCACAGUACAAAUCACAAACGUGCAGCCAGUGACGCUGUGGCUUUCAUUUGGCUAAUUUAUCCUGACUCGAGACAAAAUAAGUUUGAAAUUUCUAGUUGCAAUGUGAGGUUAAAGACUGCGCUGAAGAUCUGCACACUCACUCCCAUCCCAUUGUCUCACACCUGCUCAUCAUUUAUACAAAUUUUAAAAAAUAUUUACUCAGAAUAUGAUAGGAUAUCAACUCAAAGAAAAGAUUUAUUUCACUCCAAUAAAGCAGCAAGCUGUGAAAAAUAGAAUUUAUUGGUGGCUUUAACAUUUUUAGUCAUAUACAGGGUGACCCAAAAGUUUGGAAACAAAUGAAAAGUCUAUAAUCCAAAUAAUAUAAUGUUAUUUCAAUAAAUCAGUACCACAGAUAUAUUCAGAAGAGUAACAGAUUAGUGUAAAACAAACAUAUUUCGACAUGUUCGUGUUUGUUUCUUAUACAAAGUUGUGAACGUUUCCACCACCUGGUUACACUGGUAUCUUCUGGAAUGUACCUUCAUUCAUGCUUAUGAAGGUUCCUCAAACUGGCCAGUAAAUGUCCUCAUAGUACUUUUGGAUGUUUGAAUAAAUUAAAACCGUCAGAUACUUUACCAUCAAGAGUUUUGAAAUCUGACACUGAUGGUCUGCAUUUUGAAGUUCUGCUCCAGCAUACCUGUACCUUAUGGUUCUACUAAUUUUCUUCCGAGUUAUUGCACUCGGCAAAUACUAUGCUUUUAAGUUAUUUUAUUAUGCUAUAUCAAAAAUGGGUAAAAUAAGAGUGAAUUCAUGCACCCCCCCAACUCAAGUAGACACUGCAGUUAAACUUUGUUUCCAAACUUUUGGGUCACCCUGUAGUCUUCAUUUAUGAGGAGAACAGCGAAGAAAUUAGGGAUAGAUCGAUUUUCAGGAUGGCAGAUGAUCAUGGCCGAAAUUUGGCAUAUUUCUGGUUAUCAGUAAUUGCGUUAUUUUGACAGAUAAUUGAUUAAUUAAAUUUGCUACUUCAGGUGUGAUGCAGCCUCAGAAAUUGUCUCUCAAGCAGAAACUGCCAAAACUGAACAAGAAACACAAGAUGUUGCAACAAACCAGAAAAUUAGCUACUCUUGCAGUCGCUAAGGCUAUGCUAACGGCUAGCGGCUCAGUUACAAGGCAACCACAAAUUACCCUGACACAGAGUCUGCAAAACAAUAAUUAAUAAUGCUUUAAGAUCAGUGGGCAAUACAUGUGAUAGAACAUGUGAAAGAUUUAGUGAAAGAUUAAGAAAAGAGAGAAGAGCAUUAGGUGUAACUGUAGGAAACAACCUCAGUCGAUCCCACAUAAACAGAGGAGAGAGUCCUCAUUUAAUCUUUCCUAUUUCUAUUUUACAUAUUCACUUAUAGUCACCCUUGUUAAUAAAGAAGCCUAGUUAUGAAUGACAGAUUCUCUGCUGCCACAUGCUGUGAAAAAAUUCUAUUCAUCACAUAUCGGCUCCAAAUAUCAGUCAUCUGCCUUUCUUGGUUACCAACAACCGCCAUCAAUAUCAGUCCUAAAAACCCAUAUCCAUCGAUCCCUAGCAGAAAGAAAACAUUCACCUCUCUUCACUAAAUUAACAAACUGUGAAAAAUAUAACAUUUUCAGUCUGUUACUGUCAUCAACUCUCUCUUCCUGUUAUCAUCUGCUUCGUUCACAACUCAACACUUCCUGCUUUAGUUUGAAAUGAGGGAGCACUGUCCUCCCAGCAUGCACCUCACCACCAGCGCUGAGUGUUCGAGUCCUACAAAAAGCCAAGUGGCCUUUCGUUGACUUGCGUCACGUUUCUGAUGAUAAUAAGAAGCUGAUCUUUCCUACGAUGCUCAGCCGCAGUAAACAGCGGUUGUGGGAAGACGAAACGCUGCAGAGAUCCACGCUGUCACAUCUCGUAUGAAUUACCUCGAACAGAGAGCUCUCAUCUGAAACCAAACAGCCGAGCCAAGCCUCGUUACCGCAGACAGAAUUCACAAAGACACUUUCUCAGCUUUGUUGUGUUCGACACGCGAGCGGUUGUUUGCUGGGCUGCAUUGUGUUUGGCUGGAAGCUUUGAUUGCGUCACUUUGUUCUGUCUCUUAUUAGCAAAACAGGAUUAGAAGGAAGAGAAGAAGAAAAAUCUGAAAGUUUGAGCAUCUCCAACCAAGUUUUUUUUCUGUUUGAAUGGACGGCAAAUACACAAAGAAUCUGACUUUCCUCACAACAAAACAGACAGAUUAAGCAGAGAUAUUUGAACUGUCACCACUGAAAGAAACUCAAGCGUUUGUCACUUUGGUCACUGGAAAUUUCGUUCUCAUCCAGUAGCGUAAACGCCAAAUUAUCCUGUAAGCACCAAGAUCUCCAGAGGAAGCUGAACUUGAAAGAGAUUCUUUGCAUUUGUGAUUUUUUUCAGAAGGCAAAAGCAUUGUAAUGUUCUUCAGUGCACAAAAACCUACAAUGCAUGCAUCAUCAGUAAUGUUCUGUUUCAUCCUUAUUUCAAUAUUUCUACGGUAAAGAAACUGUCAUUUUGAAAUUGUUUCAAAUAAAUGUAUUUUUGUACAUCA